This is a messenger RNA of Acytostelium subglobosum LB1, 909 nucleotides long. RefSeq lists its product as hypothetical. Bases 1 to 909 code for a protein of 302 amino acids. The record is from RefSeq and is a predicted model, not a curated record. NCBI's taxonomy places the organism in Eukaryota, Evosea, Eumycetozoa, Acytosteliales, Acytosteliaceae. The transcript has a single exon.
AUGUAUAGCAUUUUCGGUCAACUGCGAGGAACUACUCAGACAUACAGUACACAUCUAUAUGACAAUGCUUCCCAACAGUUCGCAGACUACCUCAAUUCUUUGGACAGAUCUACCAUUGUUCUAGUCCUGACACGUGGAGAUGCAAAAGCCAAGCUUCAGCAGAAUGCAAUCGAUGCUAUCAACAGUCUUGGAAGCACGAUGAUCACUCAGUAUGUCAAUCAGCCAGCCAAUAAUAGCUUUGUGAUUAUCUCUCGAACAAAUAGAUUGAGACCACUUGCAGAGGCCACAUCCAACGGCCAAACACACCCGUAUCUAGUCUCUUUCACACAUCUGUCAAAUGACGACUUUGGUAGUGAUUACAGUGAUGAUAUAACUACUUCAGUCCCAACACAACUACUAAAUGGAAUCGGUGAAACUACCAUCUCUGCAGGCUCAGCGAAUCCACGCACUGCACCCACUGGCACAUCGGACUUUUGUUAUACCUACAUCCAGUCAUAUCCAUCACAGAUCAGCCCACAGCAACAAGCUCAAUCAUUCGUCAUGAGUUCCAUCAGUGAAGACGCUGGCACAGCAUAUUUCACAACUGGAUACUCUCUCAACUCCCAAACAGCCAUAACAAAGAUGAUAGAUGAUAUUGGAAAUAUCCCCAUCGGCAACCUUGUUGUCAUUUGCUCCUCAACGCUCGACAGUGGUUUCAUAAUGCCCGACGAUCUUUCACUGGCCUUCACCACAAUUGGAUCACAGUUUUCCUACAACAUCACCUCGAACAGUUCAUUUGCCAUAAUUGGAAGGAAAGGCUCAGCACCAGGAUCCGUCGCUGAAUCCCUCAACAAUCAAGGUCCUGUUUCUGUCUACUCCAAUUUCAGAAAGAGCCCAAGAUUGUCAAGCCUUUCAUUGAUUCAGCGGUAA